This is a messenger RNA of Cylicocyclus nassatus, 2357 nucleotides long. NCBI's taxonomy places the organism in Eukaryota, Metazoa, Nematoda, Chromadorea, Rhabditida, Strongylidae. The record is from the annotation of a GenBank genome assembly.
GGACUGCUUGGCUACCAUGAAUGUACGCAUAAGCAUUGCAGAAUGGAUGUGACAGAUUAGCACCACCAUUCACAAUGUUGAAAAUCAGCUUCUGUCGUGCCUCAUCGCUAUCCGGUUGCUUCUUUACUAUCCAUUCUACACUGUUUUAUCGCUCAAUUCAUGGAGGUCCAGCAAUAUCUGCUCAGUUUUUGAGAUAUCUUCCUCUGCUACGGGACUGGGUAUUCAAAAUAUCAAAAGUGCCAGCUCCAAAAAUGGGAGCUGUGGCUGCGAGCAUGCCGAACUCGACAGGCUCGCACUCGCGUGCUCGACGUUACACACAUAUCAACAUUACCUCUGUACUCGAAGCUAUCGCUUCUGCUAAAAUCGCCAUUGUUCACUCGGGAGAGGAGUCCAGUGUAAACGCUUGUCUCGGAGUUAUCAAGACUUGUGGAUACGCAGGGAAUGUAGAAGUUACUCGAUUACGAGUGAAUGAACCAGCUAAAGAUCGACUUCAACUCAUUACAUUGAGGAAUCAAUGGCCGCUUGUCUUCGUCAAGGGCGACGUGAUUGGUGGAGUUGAUGAGCUUAAAGCACUUGCGGAUAAACAUAUAUUAGCCGAAUGGUUAAAAGAUCAUCAGUACGAUCUGAUUGUGAUUGGUGGAGGCUCAGGAGGUCUUGCUGCUGCGAAAAUGGCAGCCAAUCUUGGAAAGAAAGUUGCCGUUCUUGACUUCGUAGUGCCUUCGCCGCAAGGUUCCAGUUGGGGAUUGGGUGGUACUUGUGUAAAUGUUGGAUGCAUUCCGAAAAAACUCAUGCACCAAGCUGCGUUGCUUGGGCAUGCUAUUAAGGAUGCAAAGAUGUAUGGAUGGAAAAUUCCCGAAGGUGAAAUCACCCACAACUGGAAGUUGCUCAGAGAUGGUGUGCAAGAUCAUAUAGCUUCACUUAAUUGGGGCUAUCGGGUACAAUUACGUGAGCGCUCGGUCACUUAUAUUAACUCAUUUGCUACCUUUUCUGGCCCGUUUGAAAUCACUGCAACUAACAAAAAAGGUGUUAAAGAAAAAAUAACAGCCGAUCGUUUCCUCAUAGCCACAGGACUUCGUCCUCGGUACCCUGAGAAUACUCCCGGUGCAAGAGAAUAUACUAUUACAAGUGAUGACGUGUUUUCACUGCCAUAUCCACCUGGAAAGACGCUUUGCAUUGGUGCUUCGUAUGUGUCACUUGAGUGUGCUGGCUUUCUGAAGGGUCUAGGGUUCGAUGUAACUGUCAUGGUACGGUCGAUUCUCUUAAGGGGAUUCGACCAGGAUAUGGCUAGUCGGAUAGGAAAGCAAAUGACUGAGUAUGGAGUGAAAUUUGUAGGGGCGGUUCCCAGCAAAUUUGAAGAGAUAGAACCGAGAUCGAAGACGAAGGCGGGAAGAAUCAUGGUCUACUGGCAGGAAACUGGGGAAGAUGGCACAAAAGUUGAGAAGAGUGAAGAGUUCAACACUGUGAUUAUGGCUAUCGGACGAGAUGCGGAGACAAAAGGUCUUGGUUUGGAGGUGAUAGAUGUUGCAAAGAAUCGAGCUGGGAAGGUGAAAGGGCGUCGUGAGCAGUCGCUGACCUGCCCAUACGUUUACGCUAUCGGAGAUGUGUUGGAAGGAGUUCCGGAGUUGACUCCUGUAGCGAUACAGGCAGGCAAAGUGUUGAUGAAACGGCUUUAUGGCGGUGGUGAUGAACUUACCGAAUAUGAUGAUGUUCCAACAACGGUGUUCACUCCGGUAGAGUAUGGCUGCUGCGGACUUUCUGAAGAGAAUGCAAAAGAGCGUUACGGGGACGACAACAUCGUUGUAUAUCACGGCGCCCUGCUUCCUUUGGAGUACACUAUUGCUGAAAGGGCUGAUAAAGAUCAUUGUUACUGCAAGCUGAUAUGCGUGAAGAACGAGAAGGACCGAGUCGUGGGUCUUCAUAUCAUGUCCCCGAGUGCAGGAGAAAUAACCCAAGGAUUUGGUCUUGCAUUCAAAUUAGGAGCAACCAAGGCCGACUUUGAGCGGCUUAUUGGAAUUCAUCCCACCGUUGCUGAGAACUUCACGACAAUUUAUUUGGUCAAAAAGGAAGGCGAGGAAGGGCCCAAGGCUUCGUCAUGCUGAGGUUAAAUCCGGUUCUUCACAAUCCACUAGAUUGCAAAUGAAGCCGUACUAACUGUUUUUGUGCGACAAACAAAAGCAAAUGUUAAUACGGUGGAUGUGAUUUGGUGGAUGCGAAGAACCUGCUGGGUUGAAGAAUUUCUGCUUUGUGACGGACUGUGGCUAAACUCUCUGAGCGCUGUUGUCCUGAUACAGAAAUUUCCGACGCCCUCCCUUUUUGAUUUAGUUUUUUUGUUAGUGCGUUGCUUUACAUAGUCUCAU